Nomascus leucogenys (northern white-cheeked gibbon) is the source of this 7848-nucleotide messenger RNA. It is a transcript of the gene IBA57, whose product is annotated as iron-sulfur cluster assembly factor IBA57. Gene Ontology annotation, molecular function: protein binding. Gene Ontology annotation, cellular component: mitochondrial matrix. The record is from RefSeq and is a predicted model, not a curated record. NCBI's taxonomy places the organism in Eukaryota, Metazoa, Chordata, Mammalia, Primates, Hylobatidae.
CCGGCGGCUACCGCCAGAGGCCGCUGUGGCAUGCGCCCCUCUCGCUUCCUUGGGCCCUUCCCGCUGCCGCACUCUUGUCCAAGAUGGCGACCGCGGCGCUGCUUCGAGGCGCCGCUCCGGGGCGCGGCGGCCCGGCUUGGCGCUGGCGGCUGCGCGCGGCCCCAAGGUGCCGCUUGGCCCACAGCUCCUGCAGUCCUGGUGGCGACCCAACGGCUGGAGCGGCCUGGGCCUGCUUCCGGCUGGACGGGCGCACCCUACUGCGCGUGCGCGGCCCUGACGCGGCGCCCUUCCUGCUAGGGCUGCUGACCAAUGAACUGCCGCUUCCGGGUCCCGCGGCCGGGGGGGCCCCGCCUUAUGCGCGCGCGGGCUACGCCCACUUCCUGAACGUGCAGGGCCGGACGCUCUAUGACGUCAUUCUGUACGGGCUCCAGGAACACUCGGAGGAGGUGUCUGUCUUCCUCCUGGAGUGUGACAGGUCCGUGCAGGGCGCGCUGCAGAAGCACCUCGCGCUGUACAGGAUCCGGCGGAAGGUCACGGUGGAGCCGCACCCGGAGCUGCGAGUGUGGGCGGUGUUGCCCAGUUCCCCUGAGGCCUGCGGGGCUGCAUCGCUGCAGGAGAAGGCAGGGGCUGCCGCCAUCCUCAUCCGCGACCCGCGAACAGCACGCAUGGGGUGGCGGCUCCUCACUCAGGAUGAAGGCCCAGCCCUGGUGCCCGGGGGCCGGCUCGGGGACCUGUGGGAUUAUCACCAGCACCGAUACCUGCAAGGCGUUCCUGAGGGGGUCCGAGACUUGCCUCCUGGGGUGGCCUUGCCCCUGGAGUCCAACCUGGCCUUCAUGAACGGCGUGAGCUUCACCAAAGGCUGCUAUAUUGGCCAGGAGCUGACGGCCCGCACCCACCACAUGGGCGUCAUCCGCAAGCGCCUCUUCCCUGUCCGGUUCUUGGACCCCCUUCCCACCAGUGGCAUCACCCCUGGUGCCACGGUGCUGACUGCGUCAGGACAGACCGUGGGCAAGUUCAGGGCCGGCCAGGGCAACGUGGGGCUGGCCCUGCUGUGGUCAGAGAAGAUCAAGGGUCCUCUGCACAUCAGAGCCUCUGAGGGUGCUCAGGUGGCCUUAGCUGCAUCUGUGCCAGACUGGUGGCCUACGGUCUCCAAGUAGCCCAAAGCCUUGGCUGACGCAGGCUGAUGGGGAGGCUGGGGCCUGGGGCCUUUGGCCUCUGUCCAGGGUCUUCCCGUCCCAUCUGUCUGCUGUGCCUACUGGGUGGGAGCCCUGGUUCCCAUCUGGGAAAGUCCCCCUUGUAGGUGCCCUGCGUGGCCCCACCCAUGCUCAGGGGCCCCAGGCACGUGGUUUGUUUUCUCCCUGGGCUUCCUGUGGCCCCAGAGGAGCUCACCGUGUGAGUGCUGGGCUCCAGAUGGCGCCGGGCCCAAUCGUGGCUCCACACAGGGUUGUCUGGGAGGACGGGACGGUGUCUUUGGCCAGCACUGGCAGCUUCCGGGCCUUGUACCCCACUCUGCCCAGCAUGAGCCUCAUGGGGGGUUGGUGCCUGUGCCUGGAAGCUGGGCGGUGUCCAGGGUCUGCGGGCUGGGGCUUUGGGAGUUGUUUCACUGUGCUUGCUUCCAGCAUGUCUCAGGGUGGGGCUAUACGUGGUCUAGAGGGGCCUGGGGCAUUGGAUCAGGCAUGUGGGUGUCUGCACAUCGAGGAGCACACAGGGAUGAGCCACUAGGUAUCCCAUGUUGGAGGCUUGUGGAAGGCUGUGCCCAUCUCCCAUGUUUCCCCACCUCUGUUCCUUCUCAGAGCCCACCAGGAGCGUGGGGUGGGGGCCAGCGCAGGGCUCAGGAGCCAGCAGGGCAGAGUUCUGCGUGUGUGUGCUGGGUUUCGGCAUAGCCUGUGUUUGCAGUGAGAGUGACUUGCUGUCAGUUGUGGGGCGCAGCCUCCUGUUCACCCACUGGCUUUCCCCUUCCCACUGAAGUGUGAGCUCCAUGUUUCAGGGCAUCUAUUAAAGAGUGAGCCACAGGCAGCCCCUUGGGAGCUCUGGUUUCAUUUGGGGGAGAGGGAGGUGGGGGCUUAGUUUUUGUGAUCUGGCUGACUGGACCCCAGGAACAGCUCUCCUUUGAGAAUGCCCAGAUCUACCAGAUGAAGCACUUGGCAUGGCUGCAGGCCAGCAGGGGAGGCCUCAGGAGGUCCAGGCUGGGUGCGUGGGUGCCAAGUCUGCAAAGGACAGCCCCAUGGCUGUGAGCUGUCAGCUGCAGGGGGCAGGCGUUUGGGCCACCAAGCUGGACCUUAGGGCAGCCACAGAGGACCAAGCAGGCAGGGAGCCUGUGCAGCCAUCCUGGGGGGCCAUAGGUGCUCUCUAGAAAUCUGCAGCCAUGGCGGUUUUGGGAUCAGGGGUCUAAAGGCAGCUCUGAGCUGCAGUGUCGUUUGCGAUCACCCAGGAGGAGGGUGUAGAGCGGAUGGACGGGAGGAAGCGGCUGCAACUGGAGGGAAGAGGAGGGCCGUCCAGCCCCACCCGCUGCAGUCAGCUCUCCCGUGGGCAAGGAAACAGCUAUGUGGCCCUGACCCCUGUGGUCCUGAGAGCCGGUGGCCUUCAGCUCCUCUUGGACAGGUCAUGCUCUGGAAGCCCCCAGCGCAGGAUGGAUUCCAGACCAGCAUCCAUGCCACCUUUUCAGCCCCACCGGCUGCUGCUUUAAACUGGCAUGGAGACAUUUGAUCAGCUUCCCAGUCAGUUUUCUCUCCAGCUCAGCCAGGAGUGGGUGCCUGUGGCCUGUGUCACCAAGAGCUGGAGCUGGUGCCUCGUGCAUGAGGGGCAUGCACCCCUGGAAUGAGGGUCUGUGCCUCGAGCUCAAAGUGUCCCGGCUCCCUCAUCUGCCUGAAGUUGCCUGGCAUUUCCAGCAGGGCCUCCUUGAGUGCUGCAGCAUCUGAGAGCAUCCUAGCCUGUCCCGUGGGUGUGGCUGGGUGAGGGCUGGGGGGUGAGCCAGGAAAGAAGCACUCCACUCCAGAGUGAGGUGCCGCCUGAGCCAUCCUGUGCCCCCUCAGUGUCUUCAGGUCUCUGCAGGUGUCAGGAUCUCAAAAUACUUGGUUCAGAUCAAACACAUUCCAUGUUCUUCUGUGUCCUUUUUUUUUUUUUUUGAGUUGGAGUCUUGCUCUGUUGUCCAGGCUGGAGUGCAGUGGCGGAAUCUCUGCUCACUGCAACCUCCGCCUCCCAGGUUCCAGUGAUUUUCCUGCCUCAGCCUCCUGGGUAGCUGGGACUACAGGCACAUGCCCCAUGCCCGGCUAAUUUUUGUACUUUUAGUAGAGAUGGGGUUUUACCAUGUUGGCCAGGAUGGUCUCGAUUACAGGCAUGAGCCACUGUGCCCAGCUUCUUCUGUGUCUUUAAAAAGGAAAGUGUCAGUCAACAAAAGAGCCCCUCUGUCAUACAAACCAAAUCAGUUUUCACCAAAAUGUCCUUAGUCCUCUCAGAAAGGCCUGGCCUGUAAGACCUUGGAAGCAGGCCCUAAAGCGCAUCAGCAGGGUCAGAGCUCUGUGUUCAGGAACACUGGGAUCUGCUGAGAGCUGGUGUAGCCGCUCCAAAACUGCACACUGCUCUUCCUGUCUGCUUUCGUUUGUGUUGUAAAAACAAAGAAGUUCAUGUGUGUGUAUGUGUGUGUGAAUUCAAGGCAUAAGGUGUAGUUGUGUUAUGUGGGUAUAGUGCAGGGUGGUGCAGUCUGGGCUUGUUACCCUCACCCCUCCUGCCUCCCCUCAUGAGUCCCCCACAUCCACCUUCCACUUUCUGAGCCCACAUUGCCUGUUGGGCAGCUCUUGCUUAUGAGGCAGGACAUGUGGUGUUUGACUCUCUGUUUCUGACUUGUUUUACUUAACACAGUGUAUGGUGCAUCUUUAGGAAAGCAUGCUUAUAUUUUCCUUUCAAAGCCAGAUACGGGCGGGUAUGGUGGCUCAUGCCUGUGAUCCCAGCACUUUGGGAGGCCGAGGCAGGAGGAUUGCUUGAGCCCAGGAGUUUGAGAGCCGCCUGGGCAACAUAUCAAGACUCCGUCUCUAAAAAAAAAAAAAAAAAAAAAAAAUUAGCCAGGCAUGGUGGUCCACACCUGUGGUCCCACUUAUUUGGGAGGCUGAAGUGUGAGGAUCACUUGAGCCCAGGAGGUUGAGGCUGCAGUGAGCUGUGAUUGUGUCACUGCACUCCAGCCUGGGCAACAGAGCAAGGCCCUUAAGAAAGAAUAAAAAGGAAGAGAAGUUGGAGUUGGUAGUAUUUCCAGAGCCCGGCAGACAGCAUAGAAACUGUGAGAAACCCACCUCCAAAUCAGGCCUUAGAUAGAAAACAUCCUAAGAAGUAUACGUUCAUUGUAAAAUCAUCAUCGUCAUCAUCAUCUAAUCCCCAAGGAGACAAGCUCCCUGUUCUGUGUUCUUGUAUGAGACAGUCAGUGAAGUGCAGUGCGAGAGGAGAGGCAGGAGCCUGGGAGAGCCUCUGCCAAACCUUUCCUGGCACUUCCCCAGGAAAGGCAAGGCAGGACAGGUGUGCGGCCGGCCAGCUGGAGUGAUUUCCAUGGCCUCCAAGCUGUAGGAAUGGUCCCUGGCUGCCAGAGUGCUCUGGCCAGAUAGAGGUGGGCUCUGGACUGAUGAGGCUGCAUCGCAGAAGCGUGCACACCCAGCUGGGCCCUUGUCUGUAAGGAUUGGCUGGCCUGGGAGGGGCAGUCUCCCAGCCAGAAGGUGGAUUUUUUUUUUUUUUUUUUUUUGAGAUAUCAAAACAUCCUAAGGUACAGGAAAGAAAUUGUAAACACACACACGCAGUACCAUAAACAAAGCCCAGCAGAAAGACAGAAGCACACACACCAGUGUUCUGAUCCUAGAGUAAGCAGACCCAUCACGUGGAAUGAGGAUGUUUAAUAUAUUUAAAGAAAACAAUUUAUGCACAGGAAGCAAGAGACUAUAAAAAUGACCAAGCAGAUUUUAAAAAGAGAACUUGUUGAAAUAAAAAUAGAAUAUUCUAAAAAAGAAUCCAUGAUGUGUUUCCUGAAGAAUUGGGAACUGUUUGAAGAAAUGACUCCAAAGUGCAGCACGGAAAGACAGAGCUGGAAAAUAUGAGAUGGGAUGAGACAAGAAGACGGAGAGUUUAGUAUGGCAUCCGCAAUAAUUCCAGAAGGAGGGGAAAGAGAAUAUGGGGUGGAGGCAAGUAUUCAGAGAAAUGCGGCUGAGAACUUUCCCGAACCGACAGGAGCCCUUGCUCCUUAGGUUCAGGAAUCCAGCGGCUCCCAAGCAGUAUAGUUAAAAAGCUCUACCCAAACAGUCACAUCUUGGUGAAAGCACAGAAUCUCAUGACAAAGAGAUCUUAAAAGAAGGCAGAAAAGAAAGAGAUUAUCUGGAAGGAAAAAAAUAAGUGGUUGAUUAAAAGCAAGAGUGGAAGCCAGAAAGAAAGUAAAUAAUAUCUUCAAAGUCCUGGGAGAAAAUAGUGAUAGCCUAGAAAUAGUGUACCCAGGAAAUCCAUCUUUCAAGAAUGAGGGGCCAGGCGCAGUGGCUCACGUCUGUAUUCCCAGCACUUUGGGAGGCCAAGGCAGGUGGAUCACCUGAGGUCAGGAGUUCAAGACCAGCCUGGCCAACAUGGUGAAACCCUGUCUCUACUAAAAAUACAAAAAUUAGCUGGGUGUGGUGGCAUAUGCCUGUAAUCCCAGCUACUCGGGAGGCUGAGGCAGGAGAAUCACUUGAACCCAGGAGGCAGAGGUUGCAGUGAGACAAGAUUGUGCCAUUGCACUCCAGCCUGGGCAAUAGAAUGAGACUCUGUUUCAAAAAAGAAAAAAAAAAAGAGGGCUAAAGGCAUUUUCAUACCAGGAAACUGCCCUUGCUCCCGAGUUUGCUGCCAGCAGAGCCUAGAGCGUCUAAGGCAUGUCUGGGCUUCUGGUAAGGGAUCCUGUGGGGAAGCUGGAGAUGGAAGAAGGAAUGAAUAGGCAGGGAGGUGGAUUUGUGGGCAUGUCUAAAACACCACAUCUAGAAGCUUCUACUUAGAAUGCCUACUUUUGGAGUUUAUAAAAAAGAUGCCACAUGUGAGUUGGGAGAGAGGUGCCCAAACCUACAGUGUUCUAAAGUCCCCCUACUGGUCGGAAGGAGGGCAUGGACACUGACUUCAGCCUCUGUUACAAGGCUUAUCACAGUUUUCAGAUAAUCUCUAAAAGAAUGGAAAUAUAUCUUCCAAACUAUAGAGGGAAGACCAUGGAAUUUAAAAGCCAAGGAGAAAUGAACAAACUCAAAAUCGUACUUGGGAGUUUUUGGGUUUUUUUUUUUUUUUUUUUUUUUUGGAGACAGGGUCUCACUCUUGUCCAGGCUGGAGUGGAGUGGCAUAAACACAGCUCACUACAGCCUCAACCUCCUUGGCUCAGAUGAUCCUCCUGCUUCAGCCUCCUGAGUAGCAGGAACUACAGGUGUGAGUCUUUUUUUUUUUUUUUUUUUUUUUUACUUUUUGUAGAGAUGGGGGUCUCACUGCAUUGCCCAGGCUGGUCUUGAAUUUCUGGGCUCAGGUGAUCUUCCCACCUCAGCCUCCUGAGUAGCUGGGACCACAGGUGCAUGCUAAUUUUUAAAAAUUUUUUGUUUUUAAAUGCUGGUCUUCAACUCCUGUCCCCAAGUAGCUGGGAUUGGGGCAUGAGGCACUGUGCCAACUUCAUGUUGAAAUUGAAUUGCCAUUCUAACAGUGUUAAGAGAUAGGGCCUGUAAGAGGUGAUUAGGCUGUGAGGGCUCCACUCUCCAAGGGUGGAGUUAAUGUUAUGAAAGGGUGAGUUCAGCCCGCUUGUGCCUCUCUUGCCCUCCAGUGUUCAAAGCACCAUCUUGGAGGUGGAAUUCCCAAAUCGGCCAGUUCCUGGAUCUUGGACUUUCCGGUCUCCAGAACUGUGAGCCAAUAAACCUCUGUUCCUUAUAAAUGAGUCAGCCUCAGGUAUUCUCUUGUAGCAGCACAAAUGGAGGCAGACACUUCCUUCACCAAUCCCAUGGGAGGCCCACUCCUGUGAGCUGCCUCCAGUUCCCCAGGCCACAGACCAUCAGGGCUCACCUGGAGCCGUCCCUGUCUCACCUGGAAGCUCUCCCACUCCUCUGGCCAGCCUGGGCAUCUCCACCCAGUAUGAGUGAUGGCGGCUGAUUCCCUUGCUUUAGGAAGCUGGGAAUAAGGAGUGUUUGCCUGUUCUCAUUCAGGGGUCUCUGUAUCUCCACACUUGCACAGGUUGUGUGUACGUACAUUUUCCUGUCUUUCUGGUUAGCCCCUGGGGUGGAGCUUUGGGCCACAGGGCAAGAAAGCUCAGUGUGGCUAAGAACUGCCAGACAUUUUCCCGGAGUGAGUGCAGCAUUUACAUUCCUACCAGAAGUGUGCCAGGUUCCUGUCAUCCUGCGUCCUCGCCAGCACUUGGUGCUGUCAGUCUUAGUUUCCAUUUAGAGAUGUAGUGUUUAAAUUUUGAACAUCUUGGGUGAACGCCUUGGUUUGGGAAAAGUCAGAAAAAGGGUCUGUCUGGCUAUGGGCCGUGCAGACCCAGGGCAGUGCUCCAUGUGCCAACCGUGGGGCAGGGAGCCCAAGCUAGGACUGUGACUGGGCUGUGGGCAUCUGACCAUCUCCAGUGUCCCUGUCUUUGAUUUCCCUGGUGAUGAUGCUAGUUUGUACGCAUCGGCAUUUGUGGGAGAAAUGAAGGAUUAAUAAAUUUUGUUUUAUGUCAGACUCUCUCACAGUGAGAAGUUCUCAGGGACAAUAAUAGCAGGGGGUCCUGCUGAAGAAAAACUGGGAGAUGGCUGAGCUCUGGUCCAUCUUUCAUUGAUUCAUUCAUUUCUUCAUUCAUUCAACCAUGUAUUGAAUGCUUACAGCCAAUGAAAAUAAAGUACACAGUAUAUUUUA